AUGGACAAUCCUGCGGCGUGUACGGCGCUUGUUCUUUACGCGGCGGAUGAGAACAACACCGCGGCAACAGCACCGGCAGCGGCACGGGAUAGCAGCUUCGAUGGGGCAGAAAACAGGAGCGCGCCUGCAGCCGUCGCUCUUGGCGCCGUAGGGGAUAAGAUCGUAGGCUCGGCGAUGAAAAAUGGGGGGGGGUCGGAAGAGGUACAGAAGGCCGCCGGCUUGGCUUCGACAGCGGUCGCGGCGGUGCCGCGGUUUGUCGGACUGUCUAACCAGGGGGCGACGUGCUACAUGAACAGCUUGCUCCAGACCCUCUACAUGACACCCGAGUUUCGAUCGGCGCUGUACGAGUGGAAGCAUGGCCCGCAGUCUUCUUCGGGGGGUACAGCAGAUGAGGGUUCUGCGUCGGCACCCACCCGCCCAGUGGUCGGAGGGGACAAGGGACAGGUGAAGCAAGAGGAGGAGGAGGAGGAAGUGGAAGAUCCAAGCGAGUGCAUCCCGCUGCAGCUGCAGAAGCUGUUCGGGCAGCUGCAGCUCAGCGACGAGACGUGCGUGGAGACUAGGGCGCUCACCGACAGCUUCGGGUGGACUGCGCAGGACUCCUUCCAGCAGCACGACGUGCAGGAGCUGUGCAGGGUGCUGUUCGACGCCCUCGAAAGCACGUUCCAGGGCACGGUCAACGAAAAGCUGGUCAACAACCUCUACCAGGGCUCGCUGCGAGAUUACGUGACUUGCAAGGAGUGUCACUCGGAGAGCAGCCGGCUGGACAACUUCCUUGAUAUAUCCCUCGUUCUGCGACCCUUCGGCAGCGACAAGACGAUGAAGUCUGUGCCGGAGUCGCUGGAGUACUUCCUCAAGCCCGAGGUGCUGGACGGCGACAACCAGUACUGCUGCCAGGCCUGCGACAAGAAGGUGGACGCGGUGAAGGGCCUCAAGUUCGAGAGGCUGCCCUACCUGCUGUCGCUGCAGCUCAAGCGCUUCGACUUCGACUACGACACCUUCCAGAGGAUCAAGCUCAACGAGGAGAUGCGUUUCCCCCUGAUUUUAGACAUGAACAAGUACGUCGACCAACCGGGACAGCCGGCAGACGGUGCUGCUUCCGGCGGGAAUGAGGCGGGCGGCGCGUCUGGCGGUAUCGUUCGCGAGCGUAGCGACUUCCAGCGUUCGGUGUCGCUCGAGAAAAAGAAGCUGCAGGGGCUGCUGGGAAAGGUGAAAGACGGCGAUGCUUCUGGGGAAGGCAACGAUGCCUCCGACGGCGGUACCACGCCCAAGGGUAACGACGAGGGGGCAGAAGGGUCUUCGCUCGAGAUGGCGGGGUUGGUAGACGGCAGCGUGGAAGGCGAGGACGAGGGCGGCGGUGGUGGUGUUACUGGAGUGCCGGUGGCGGUAACAGGGACGGUGGGGACCGGGGGUGACCCCGACGCUGACGGGACGGACAAAGAGGACGGGUCAAUGGGCAGCGGGGCGUCCAUGGAAGCCAACGGCGGCGACGUUGACUUGCCGGGCUUAGAGGACUACUGGGGCACGUCGUUUGAAGAAGACAACCCGGCGGAGCUCCCCUCCGUCAGCAAGGGUGGCAUGUUUGGGAGCAUCGGGGAUAACCGCGGAACCGCCGGGGCCGAGGCGGGGUCCGGGCGCGGGGUCGCUUGGGCCAGUGAGGAGAACCUGGACGUGCCGGAGGAGGUUGCCGAGGACCCCCUCAAGCUCGUCGAAGCGAACGGUCCGUGGGUGUACGAGCUCUUCGCGGUGCUCAUUCACUCGGGGAGCGCUCUUGGCGGGCACUACUACGCCCACAUCAAGUCCUUGGGGGACGACGCGGGAUGGUUCACGUUCAACGAUAGCCGAGUCACGCCUACCGACGAGGACGACGUGAAGCGGGCUUGGGGCGGACGGUGGGGGCAGACGUCCACCUGGCAGCAGCGGCGGAUGGCCUCUGCCACAGCCGCCGCCGCCGCCGCCGCCGCCGCCGCCGCAAAAGCGAAGGCUGGCCUGGUGUCUUCGUCCGUUGGGGGGGAGGCAUCAGUCGGGGGAGAAACAACCUCGGAGCAGCGCCCUCCGCCGCCAACGCCGGCGCCCAAGUGGGGCAACAGCGCCGCGAACGCCUACAUGCUCAUGUACCGGCGGGUGGACCCGUCGCAGAACAAGCUGCACCCGCGCAGGGAGGAGGUGCCCGACCACGUGGCCCGCCAGGUCAGGGAGCACGCCAGGAAGGUGGCGGAGGAGGAGGCGGCGGCGGCGGCGGCGAGGGAGGCGCUCGCCUGCACGGUUACGACCAAGGUGGUUCUCAACGGGGGGCCCGAGGAGAGGACCGUGAAGGGGGAUAAGCGGCGGCCGCUCCGGGAGCUCGUCGACCGCAUGGCGGAGGCGUUCGGGAUCCCGACCGUCGCCGUCUCCGCUCCGGAGGCGGUGGACGGUGGGGGAGAAGCGGUCCGUCGAGGGGCCGACGACCGUGAGGCGCAGGAUGAGAGGCGCAGCAAGCCGGCGGCAGUCGAUCACACCGGGGCUGUUGAAGUCAUGGAGAAGGGGGGGACCGCAAAGGAUGACACCGGCGGUAGUGGUCAACAAAGCGUCGAGGCAGGUGGCGCGGCGUCUGCGGCGCCGGCAGCAGCGACGCCGCAACCCCCCGACCGGCUGGUGCGCCUGAGGGAGUUCCUGGCGGGCCCGGGGCUCGCGGGGGCCCCGUACGACGAAGACUCGUCCCCGGCCGAGCUCUACUUCAGCAGCCACAAGAAGGUGUGGCUGGAGACGAGACGGGCCGGCGAGAGUUGGCCUCGCUUCGACCGUGACGACGUGAACGUCGCCGUGAUCCGCUUCGAGCCCGCGGCCGCUACCACCGCGCCAGCGCCGCCGGCGGUAGCAGUCAAGAAACCGAUAGACGAGAACGACGACCCCCUUGGCGUUGGCGGCGGCAAGGCCAUACCUCCCCCGCCGCCUCUUCCGACCGCCCUCUUCCCCGUCCUCGGCAAGUUUGGUGUCGAGCGCAACACCCGCAUGAGGGCCUCCGGCACGGUGAGGGAGGUUCGCGCGGCGUUCGCCGCGUUCGCGGGCACGAAGGAGGAGCGGACGCGAGUGUUUGCCAUGAGGAUGGACGACCCGGAGGGCACGUACAGGGUGCUCUGCCCUCCUCCUCCUCCUCCUCCUCCUCCUCCGCGCCGCUGCUCGUCUUCUUCUCCAAGGCAACGGCGGGGGCGACGGCGGCGGUCUGCAGGAGGAGAGGUCGGCGGCGCGGUGACAGAGGAGGAGCCGCCAGCGGGUGGGGACGCGGCGGCGGCAGCAGGUCAAGAAGGACUCUCGGGGUCGGCAGCUUCUGCCCCGGUCGUCGGCUUCACAACGGCGAGAGCGCUAGUAGAGGGCACGGCCGGGCACUUGGGCGGAGAUCCCGCGGAUCCCCCGUUGGUGGCCGGUGUAGAGGAGAGGGGUAUGUCCGUGUCGGCGUGUUCAGGAGCGGCUGCUGACGAGCGGGAAGUCGAAGCUGUCGAGGAGGGCCUAGCGGGCGACGCGCGUUUCGGUGGCAGCAGCAGCGGUAGCGCCGCCGCCGCCGCCGCCGCCGCCGCCGCCGCUGACGAUGAUAGUGUUGAAGAAGAGGAAGACCGAGAGAGCGAGGUUGUGGUCUUGGGGGACCGCGGAAGUAACAUCAUUCUGAGAAUAUACGUCGAGGAAGUUCCGGAAGGAGGGGACGCCGGGGACGGAGACGAGGAGGAGGGUGUGAGCCUGGCGGUCAAGGUCGCGACGGACCAACCAAAUAGGAUUACCGUCACGCUCGAUCUCACCGGCGGGAUCGAGGGCCCCGGGCGGAUGAGCGCCGACAAGCGGUGGACGUCCGACCAGCUCCGCGAGGCGAUCGCGCAGGCCAUCGGUUGCCCCAACCGCUCGUUCCGCCUCCGUAAGUGUCAGGGCAACACCCCGGAGAUCCGGCCUGGACCGGAGACCCUGGCCAAGAAGGGCUUCUACAACCUGAUCAAGCUGCACGUGUCGCCGGGGAGGCCGCUCGAGCUCCAUGAGGAGGCGGUAACCGUUGCCCCCGUUGACGUGGGCUUUAGGGUGGGCCUGGGGCCGGCGCCGACAUCCGUGGUCCUUGCCAUCGCCGCGGGUAGGGUGAGGGCAAGGAGCAGCAGCGCAGAUUCGGCGGCGGUCAAGGAAGAAGGGGGAGGGCAGCAGGAGCUUGGCUACGGGGCGGCAACAACCGAGAAGGUUGGUGUGGGGGACUGCCGCUCCUUGAAGUUCCCCGAGGUGGACGCGGAAAUAGGCCCGGUCGCCAUAUGCGACACUACUACCGCCCCGCCCUCGGCGGAUUGCUCGCCUACCCUGGGACCAGUCGGGGAGGGGCGUGGCGUCGUCGGCGAAGGCGACAACAGGCCCACUGUGGUGGCGUCCGACCUGUUGCUUACUCUCCGCGGAGUCGGGGCGGCGACGGGAGGGGGGGACAGCAGCGGCGGGAGCGAGGCGCCGACGGCGUCCGUAUCGUCGUCGGAGACGGGGCAGACGACGCCGACUAACCGCGGCAUCGCGCUGCUGGCGUCAGAGGAGUGCAAGACAACCCCGACGGAUCGAGAAGCCGUUGCCCCCUUCGCGCCGCCCUCUCCUCCGCGCUCCUCCUCAGCCGUCGCCGCCGCGCCACUGGUCGGUGCUGCUGCUGCUGCUUCUGCUGCGCACCCGGGAUCAGCCGCCGUAGGGACCGGAGCUUCUCCGGAGGGGGGAGUUGCUUGGGCGGCGGCGGCGUUUGCGGCGGCCGCGGCGGCGCAAGACGCGAAGGCGGAGACGGAGGCCCUUACCUCGACGUACGUGGAAGUUGUGCCUCCCGAAAGCCGGUGGGGCGAACAGUUCAACGUGGCGGUACACCGGGACAGCACGGUCGGGGACAUCCGCCGCGCCGUCUGGACGGAGAUGCGCCGGAGGGGGCUGGGUCCCAGGGGCUUCUCUGCCGUGGGCGCCGCCGCCGAUGUCGGCAACGAGGAGGAGAAAGACGACCGACUACCCACCCCCGGGGCGGUAUCGACCGGCCACCCCUUGGAGGAAGGGUGGACGCCGGGGGCCCUGCGGCUGCGCGAGAGGCACGUGAAGCUCCCGGCGACGAUCGUGCGAGACGCCGACGGGAAGGUGACGCGCUUGCGGUCCCGACCACGGGACGCCCCCUGGCUCCUCGUCGCGCAAGUUCUUCCCCGGGAGGAGGACCUUGGGAGACCGGUUUUCCCUCAAGGAGGCGGUGGCGGUGGCGAAGGCGGCGGCGGCGGCGGCAGCGGCGAUAGCGGCCACGGCUCAGCGGAGACUGGCGGCUCCGGUGACCCAGGUGGUGAUGCUGGCGGGGCGGACGCAGCACGCGAUGAUUGCCCGCCGCAGGACGCGAGGGUGAUCGUGGUGCAGUGGUGGAACCGGUGGGAGUGGAGGCUCACGGAGAAGUACGAGGCCUGGGUGAGCCCCACGGAGACCGUGGCAAGCGCGCGUCGGCGCCUCGCGGAGCAGGCCGGGGUGAAUCCCGCCAACCUCCUCGCCAACAGGUGCGCGCCGAACGCCCGGUUGCGGCUGUUCGAUCUCCGGGGCACGGCUUCGGAGCGCGGCGACGGCUCCGGCGGCUCUCCGGCGCCCGAGAAGCAGUCGUCCGGAACGUGGGGCGGCUCCUUCAGCCACAACAAGUGCCACUGGAGCGACCUCGAGGCGUCCCGUGGCGACCAGCCCGUCGGGGGCUCCGCAAUAUCCGAGGGGAGCCUGGUCCUCCUACAGGACUCCUCGCAGCCCCUCAAGCAGCUCGCGCCCGCGACGGAGGCCUCGAUAGCAGGCGGCGGCGGCGGCGGCGGCGGCAGUGGCGCGGCGGCGGCGGAUUCCGGGACGACGACGACGACUGCCGCCGACGCGGCGUGCGCGCUGUC
Molecule: messenger RNA, 5861 nt
Organism: Ectocarpus siliculosus
Lineage: Eukaryota; Phaeophyceae; Ectocarpales; Ectocarpaceae
Source: the annotation of a GenBank genome assembly